Pelagomonas calceolata is the source of this 968-nucleotide messenger RNA. NCBI's taxonomy places the organism in Eukaryota, Pelagophyceae, Pelagomonadales, Pelagomonadaceae. The record is from the annotation of a GenBank genome assembly.
AUGAUCAACACGAACGUCCUCGGCGCGGGCGCGCCCCUCACGCGCGGCGUCCUCUGCGUGAGCGAGCGCCACGACUGCUUCGACCACCACCUCGCGCAGCUCUACACGAUCAAGCAGCUCCGGAAAGCAUUAAGGCAGCGCGAGGACCGGGCCCAGGUCGCCGUCGGCCUCGAGGCCUUCCAGCGCAUCCACCAGACGUACCUCGACCGCUACGUGAGCGCGGACCCGAACUACGGCCUCAACGAGCUCUUCCGCGACGUGGACUGGCAGCAGACGUGGGGCUACGACCCGCUGCACUACGCGCCGAUCCUCGAGGACGCGCGGCGGACGGGCAUGCGCCUCGUGGGCCUGUCGCCGCCCGACGAGCUCCUCGACGCCGUGGCCCGCGCCGGCGGCGUCCGGAACCUCGAGAGCCCGCUCUGGCCGUUCCUGCCUGUGUGGAAAUCAAAAUUUACGGCGCGUUCGUCCUCCACGCCAUCGACGCGAGCACCCGACGCACUGGUUGAUUUCCACACAGGUUCCUGCCCGAGGGCGGCGUCUGCAACGACAACGCGCCGGGCCGCGUCGAGCGCCUCUACGGGUCGAGCGUCGACGCCGAGCGCCUGACGGCGGUCCAGAACUUCCGCGACGAGUACAUGGCCGACGCCGCCGCGCGGCACUACGACGCGAAGAAGACGCGGGACGGCUGGCUCGUGCUCCUGGCGGGCCAGCGCCACGUCGCGAACCGCGACGGGCUGCCGGACCGCGUCGCGCGGCGCGUCGCGCGCGCCGCGUCGACGCCGGCGCACGGCGACGCCGUCUUCCGCGGCGUGCACACGAUCCUCCCGGAGACGACGAACUUCCCCGUCAAGCUGGCCUGCCUGCCGUCGUCGACCUACGGCGACGUCGUCUGGCUCCAGCCGAAGAGCGCCGACUUCGACCCCUCCAAGGUGAACCGCGCGCCGCGGCCGGCGAAGAGCCGCGCGUAG